Molecule: messenger RNA, 615 nt
Organism: Paramecium sonneborni
Lineage: Eukaryota; Ciliophora; Oligohymenophorea; Peniculida; Parameciidae
Source: the annotation of a GenBank genome assembly
AUGUAUGAGAAGUAAUUGAGUUUCUUCAUAUCCUCUUAGUUAAUAGCAUAAUUAAUCUAGAUGUUAUUAAACAAAUUUAAAAACUUAUUGGUCAAUAAGUAUAAUAGAAAUAACUAAAGAGAUAAUUCAAUUUUGAAGUUUAUCUUCAUUUAAUGGUGCUAUUUUUAUUACUUUAUAAAAGUCUGUAAUAAUCAGAUAUUUUUGAUUGCCAUAAUUAUACUACAAUCCAGUAAUGUUAGAUAAGUUGAUUUAAGUGAUGGAUAAAUAAAGAUAGACAGUAGUGAACAAUAGCGGAUAAUAAAUAUACAUUUCACAUUGCAGAUAAUGCAUUUGAUUGAAAAUACAUUUAAAUUGCAACAUCAUUUGUUGAUGAAUUUCAUUUAAUUCAAAUAGAUCUAAGAAAUAGAACUAUUCUUAAGAUUAAUCCUUUUAUCCUAUAGGUCAAUAAUUAUAAAAGGAUUUAGCAAGUACCGAAAAUUUUUGAAUGAGUAUGUCACCGUUUUUGAUUAUUUACAUUCUUUGAUUUCAGGAUAUCCUAAAGAAUAAUAGAAAUGGUUGGAUGACACAUUAUAUAUUCAUUUUCAAACCUAAAUAUCUAAGAAGAUUCAUUUAUGA